This is a messenger RNA of Neurospora tetraspora, 156 nucleotides long. RefSeq lists its product as uncharacterized. The annotation marks the transcript as partial. The transcript has 2 exons. The record is from RefSeq and is a predicted model, not a curated record. NCBI's taxonomy places the organism in Eukaryota, Fungi, Ascomycota, Sordariomycetes, Sordariales, Sordariaceae.
CUCAUCAACAUUCACCAGGGCGAUGAGUUUUGCCUUGUGUGCGAUCCCUGUCGCACUGAGGGCAGGUAUUUCAUCAAGGCGGAUAUCAGAGGAAAUGGCAACAACAUGCAGCUUGUCCUGGAAAUAGCGCUGGUUGCAAACCCCUAUCGAGCCCGA